Eurytemora carolleeae is the source of this 361-nucleotide messenger RNA. RefSeq lists its product as uncharacterized. NCBI's taxonomy places the organism in Eukaryota, Metazoa, Arthropoda, Copepoda, Calanoida, Temoridae. The record is from RefSeq and is a predicted model, not a curated record. Bases 38 to 361 code for a protein of 107 amino acids. The transcript has 8 exons.
GUUUAAACUUGGUACUUCAGAUUAUUUUAGUUCAAAAAUGGUGUUUGUUCAAAUCAUAUUCCUUGCUGGUUUCCUACAGGUUUGCAUUUGUGAACCUGCUCCUAAACCUUUGGAUACAAUUAAUGUUCACUUCCAUCUUGAUGAAUCUGAGGAAUCUACUGAAGACAAAGGGGAAAAUAACAGAAGGGGAUAUACAAAUGAAGGAAGUAAUAAUAGAGGCGAUUAUUUCACCCCAGAGGACAUGGAGAGAAACAGUGGCGAUUAUUUCACUCCAGAGGAUAUGGAGAGAAACAGAGGUGAUUAUUUCACUCCAGAGGAUAUGGAGAGAAACAGAGGUGAUUAUUUCACUCCAGGAAAAUAA